AUGGAAACACUUGAUAGGAAUCAAUCCUUCGAAAUUUCUCCUCUACGAGAACCCCACUAUUCGAAACUUUUAUCAAUGAAAUCAUCUUACAAAAAUUUUAUUGUUGAUAAAAAGCGCAAAUUAUCUCAAAAUUCUUACUUCCUCAAAAUAUUUUACUUGAUCAUACUGGGCAGUUUUGAUUUUUUUAAAAUUUUCGUUCUUCGAUAUUUAAAAUAUUCCAUUCAGAAGUAAAAAUUAAUUUAAUUUUUAAAAUUGAUUUUUUAUGAGUUAUUUAAAAUUAAAUAUUAUUAUAACAACCAUUAAAAUAUUUUUUAAAAAAAAUUUUCAUACUUAAAAAAUGAGUUUUUAUGCGAAAAGCAGGGAUUUUUCAAAUUGUUUACUCAUAAAGAGUUAUUAAAAUUAAAAUUUACCCAAAAUUUUCUAUUAAUUUAAAAAUUAUUUUAAAGAUAAAUAAAAGCCCUCAAAAUUCAUCAAUUGAAAUUGAAAAUGUGUCUAACAAAGAAAACGAAAUGACUAAAGAAGACUCAGUCUCCCAAUUUGGAUUUUCUAUAGAAAAUAUUUUGCCUAGUCCAAAUACAGAAAGUCUUAAGCCGAAUAGUAUUGGCAGAAUCCUUUCUUACAACAAAAAUCAAAGAUUUGUAUCUUUAAGCUCUAUUAUUCCGGCACAAAACAAAGAAUUUUCACAAAUCAAUAAAAUUGUCGAUAGAAAUCUGGUCCGAUCUUUACAGAAUUUUGAAAUUCAAGAAAAGCAAUCAAGAAAUGCAAGUUUUUCUGAUGAAAAUUCUUAUACCCUAUGCAUAUAAAAUGGUUAUUUUAUAAUAAAUUAUUGCAAUUAUCUAUCAGCCAUGUUUAUAGGCUAUAUAUAAAUGAAAAUAUAAAUCCCAAUAUUUUUGAACUCGGGUACUAUGAAACUAAAACAUCUACUGACUCUUAUAUACAAAAUUUAGACAUUUUAGGGGUAUCUCCUUGUGCAUGCUUUUGCAGAACCUGCGAAGUUUUGGUAAAUUCAGAAAUUUCUUUAAAAGAGGAAAGAGGAGUUAAAGGAGUUUUCUUGAAUUUUUUGUAUAAAACUAUGGGGUGUUGCUCGAAUCCGAUAUGAAUACAAAAAAAAUUGGUACACCGUUGUGAAGUUUGCAAGUCAAUACUGGGGUACGUAUCUUAA
Molecule: messenger RNA, 1162 nt
Organism: Blepharisma stoltei
Lineage: Eukaryota; Ciliophora; Heterotrichea; Heterotrichida; Blepharismidae
Source: the annotation of a GenBank genome assembly